AUGGGCAACUUUGCUGAAUUUGGGAUUAUGCCUGGAAGCAGUCCUCUAAGGGAAAGACUGACUAUGCUGCACUCCCAAGACAUGGAUCGCCACACCACGCCUCUUCUCACCCCAACCUCAGGUCUCCUGCAACAAAACCACCCUCAGGCACAAACCUCGAACCCUUUGGGGAGCCACGAGGCCACCACCAUGUCCAAGGAGCUCGGGUUAGAGAAAAACAGUACAGUUUCACAGUACGAGUUGAUGCCCGGAGAAAUCAUCAUUGCCAGCUUGCUUUGGGGGGUGUUAUGGUUACUCUCCGUCUUCGGAAACUCCCUGGUUUGCCUCAUCAUCUACAGGAGUAGAAGGACUCAGUCGACCACCAAUUAUUUCGUGGUCUCCAUGGCCUGCGCAGACUUGCUGAUGAGUGUGGGGUGCGUACCGUUUGUCCUGUUCCAGUUAGCCUCUGACGGAUGGACAUUGGGCAGCAUGAUGUGCAAGGCAGUCAGGUAUUUUCAGUAUCUCACCCCCGGGGUUCAAAUUUACGUCUUGCUUUCCAUCUGCGUUGACCGGUUCUACACGAUCGUCUACCCGCUAAGUUUCAAGGUGACGAGGGAAAAAGCCAAAAAAAUGAUUGCGGUGUCUUGGAUCUUCAACGCAGCCUUAAUGUCUCCGGUUUUCAUUUUUGGGGGAUUGGAUGGAGACCACCACUGCCGUUUUUUCCCUCCCUAUUCUUGGGACGGUGCCGUUUAUAGCAUCAUCCAUGUAUUAGUAGCUUUUCUGAUCCCAUCGGUUCUCAUUGUUUUCUUUUACCAGAAAGUCGUCAAGCACAUUUGGAAAAUCGGGAGCGAGGGCAGAGCAGUCCGGAGAACAAUGAAUGUGGUCCCUAGGACAAAGGUGAAAACCAUCAAAAUGUUCCUGAUGUUAAACUCUCUCUUUCUCCUCUCGUGGCUCCCAUUUUACGUGGUUCAACUGUGGCGCCCAUUCGAGACCGAUCAUAGGAAAAGCGCCUUGGUCUUUUUGAUGGCUACUUGGAUAUCGUUUAGUUCCUCGGCCUUGAAACCGACGUUGUAUUCGGCCUACAAUGCCAACUUCAGGAGGGGGAUAAGGGAGACUUUCUGUAUGUCCUCCAUGAAAUGUUAUAGGAGUAAUGCCUACACCGUCACCACCAGCUCCAAGAUGGCCAAGAAAAAUUACGUGGGGAUCUCAGAAUUCCCCAUUGUACCAAAAACCGUUUCCAAAGACAACAUAUAUGAUUCUUUCAACAGAGAAGCAAAAGAGAAAAAACUUGCCUGGCCUAUUAAUUCAAACCCACCAAACACAUUUGUAUAAUUAA
This is a messenger RNA of Notechis scutatus (mainland tiger snake), 1315 nucleotides long. It is a transcript of the gene GPR19, whose product is annotated as G protein-coupled receptor 19. Gene Ontology annotation, biological process: G protein-coupled receptor signaling pathway. The record is from RefSeq and is a predicted model, not a curated record. Gene Ontology annotation, cellular component: plasma membrane. Lineage: Eukaryota; Metazoa; Chordata; Lepidosauria; Squamata; Elapidae. Gene Ontology annotation, molecular function: G protein-coupled receptor activity.